UCUAUUUGUAAAUCUAAUAUUAUCCCAGACUCGGAGAGGGAUAGAGAUUUCAAUACGGCAGGAAUAGUGAGACCUUUCCAAACCAGAACUCCUUUUGGAGCUUCCGAAAGAGAGAGAGCGAAAGAAACAUCAGCGAUUGUAAAGAAGCAGUAAAAUAGAAACAUGGAGGAAAGGAAGAUGAAAAGAGUGUCUCCAUCUAAUCCCUUCCGUUUGUCUUUUUAGUCACUUCUAUGAUCAACUCAUUUUGUCCCCCUGCAUAAAUUAUAAUAUAUACCACUUUGCUGAGCGGAGAGAUAGGAGCUUUUCAGAUUGUGAAAAUGGUGACUGGGUGGAGAAGAGCGUUCUGCACAUCAAUCCCCAAAGAUAGAGAAACCAAAAUAUUAUCAGAAAAGCAUCGUCAGCAGCAUUGUGAGAUUAGCAACGUUGUCGUCCAAAGCCCAAAAUUCAGCUCCAAGUUCGGGUUUUUCUCCAACCCAUCCACGCCUCGCUUGCAGUCUCAAACCAUCUCUAGCCCCAGCCUCCAGUGCCGGACCACCACCAACACCAACACCACACCCACUUCGUCAGUGCCUAAUAGCCCGAGACUUCAAUGCAAAACGGAAACUACCCCAAAGAAGAACAGCAGCCCCAGAUUGUUCCAGUUCCCCAAUCCUCUCUCCCCCAAAUCACCUUCUAGCUUCUCACUCCUCAAAGCCAGCUUACGUCUCUCUAAAAGUAGAUGCGGAAUCUGUUCACACAGCGUGAAGACCGGUCAAGGAUCGGCCAUUUUCACCGCCGAAUGCUCCCACACCUUUCACUUCCAUUGUAUUUCUUCCCACAUAAAAAAGCACCAACUUUUGAUUUGCCCUAUUUGCAACGCAACUUGGAAGGAACUUCCUUUGCUUGCUAUCCAAUCGAACCCUGACAAUAGCCAAGAUAACUGCCAGAGAGAAUCUACGAUCACAGAGGUCGAGACGAAAUGCUUGAGAGUUUACAAUGACGAUGAGCCUUUGAUGUCCCCCACUUGCGGUGCUCGGUUCAAUCCCAUACCCGAAUCAGAUGAAAAUGAAGAGGACGAAAAUGGCGCCGUUGGAUUUCAAGGCUUUCUCGUAAGAUCUGCUCCAUCAUCUUCCCCGAGAUUUAAUGGAAGAGCAGAGGGUAAUGAUAUGUUCAGGAACGUGGAGGUGAGGUUAUUCCCGGAGGCCGCAGUGGUCGCCGUUGGUAAAAGCUACGAGACCUGCGCAGUCGUUUUGAAGGUGAAAGCCCCGCCAUCUCCAGCUCUGAACCCGGAUUGUCGGGCUCCGAUUGAUUUGGUAACGGUUCUCGACGUGAGCCGGAGCAUGUGUGGGCUCAAAUUGCAGAUGAUGAGACGUGCUAUGAGAUUGGUCAUAUCGUCUCUCUCUGCUACCGACCGUCUCUCUAUCGUUGCAUUCGCCGCAAGCUCCAAACGGUUGUUGCCUCUGACGAGGAUGACGAUGAAGGGCCGGCGAUCGGCUAGAAAGAUCGUCGACGCACUGGGUUGUGUUGGUCAAGAAGAAAGCUGCGCAAACGACGCACUCAUGAAGGCAGCUAAGGUGCUGGAAGAUCGGAGGGAGAGGAACCCCGUCGCCAGCAUCAUGCUUCUAUCCAAAGGUCACGACGAGCGCGGAUCACCGAGCUCCGCCAAUGCGAGGCUCUCCUCUCCGCUUUGCUUCUAUCCAAAGGUGUCAUCAAGCCGCUUUGCUCAACUGGAAAUCCCGGUUCACACCAUCUGUUUCAACGAUCAGCAUCCUGAAGACGCCUUGGCCAAGUGUGUGGGUGGUCUUUUGAGCGUGGUUGUUCAGGAUCUAAGGGUUCAACUCGGGUUCGUUUGCAGUUCGGGACCGGCCGAGAUCAUCUGUAUAUAUUCUUUGAAAGGUCGGCCGACGGUGCUCGGGUCUUGUUCGGCCCGGCUCGGUGAUCUCUACGCCGAAGAAGAGAGAGAAUUACUGGUGGAAUUGAAAAUACCCACGUCUUGCAUUGGGUCCCAACCAGUGCUGUCCGUACGGCCCUCAUUCAGAGACCCAUCGACGCAACAGCUCGUGUACUGUAAAGAGCGGGCGUUCCUGAUACCGCGACCCCACUCAGUCCGGUCUACGUCUCCCAACAUCCAACGGCUGAGGAACCUCCACAUCACCACCCGCGCCGUGGCGGAGUCUCGGCGGCUGAUCGAGCACAACAAUCUAUCCGGAGCUUAUCACUUGCUGACCUCGGGUCGGGCCUUGCUGAUGCAGUCGAGGUCCGAGUCGGCGGAGGAGUUCAUGAGCGGCUUGGAAGUGGAACUUACCGAGCUGCAGUACCGGAGACUGCAACUUCAGCAGCUGCAGGGCCAAAGAUCGAGAGCCAGCAACGGAAGGGAGGAAAUCAAUAGAGUGGAGGAGAAGCCGGAGCCGCUUACGCCGACCUCGGCUUGGAGAGCCGCCGAGAGAUUGGCUAAGGUGGCGAUCAUGAGGAAGUCAAUGAACAGAGUCAGCGAUUUGCACGGCUUUGAAGAUGCCAGAUUUUAAGUUUACUUUAUUAUUAUUAUUAUUAUUAUUUUAUUUUAACAGUAAUUAAUGCAUAAAAAAAAAAGGGAUGGAAAGAGAGAGUCAGGGGCCCAUGAAAAGGACAAGAAGUAUGGGACGGAUAGGCCCUUUUAAGCAGUGGAAAGCGACUGAUAAUGAAUGGGAACCCCACUUGAA
Juglans regia (Persian walnut) is the source of this 2678-nucleotide messenger RNA. RefSeq names its product E3 ubiquitin-protein ligase WAVH1-like. Bases 318 to 2504 code for a protein of 728 amino acids. The transcript has 2 exons. The record is from RefSeq and is a predicted model, not a curated record. NCBI's taxonomy places the organism in Eukaryota, Viridiplantae, Streptophyta, Magnoliopsida, Fagales, Juglandaceae.